CUUGAGUAGCACACUGGACACUGUUGUGACGGCGGAACGCAGUCUCCGGGUGAACGAAAGCUCUGACAGCGUCGAAACAGUUAAUGGUAGUUAGCGACAGUUGCUUUGACAAACCCUUGGAGGAGUAACAAGUGUUUACUGUUCGCAAGUUUACUUUUACUUUGCGAUAGUUUUUUAAACGUGAAAUUUAAACUUUAUUUUAGUGACUCCUGCUCAUUCUGGAAUACGUAUAUUUUUGUUCAAAUUUAAGUUGUUUUUUUUUUUAACGGACUUUAAAGCUCAGUUUUGAGAGCAUGAACAUAAUUUAAAAAUGCGUUAGAAGCGGAACCAGCAGAGCGGAUGAUCAGGAUGACAGAGCCAAUGGAGCAGACCCAUCACCUGAAAACUUCAGGCAGCCCAUCAGGUGGGAGCAGCGGAGCCGCUUUGGAGCAUCUCCCAGCCAGCCACCGUGCUAGGCCAGAGUACGGCGACAGGGGGCGACAGAGAGAUCACAAGCUGCAACAGCGGGCGGAGAACUGUGGGGAUAUCAACACAGACAAGUUAUGGCAAAUGAAAGGCGGACAGAGGGGGGUGUGUCCUGCCUUCGCAGCCGGAAACGAUCGCACAAAGUGCCCGAUUGCACAGCAGCCUCUCCAGAAAUCUCGUGUUCUUGCAGCAGGCGACAGUAAUCACACCUCGCAGGGAAACGGUGAAGACGAGCCGCUGGAGGAGACUUUGAGCCAGGUGCAGGAGGAGUUGCACAUCGACUCCGACACUGGCUUGGAGGCGCGUCCGGGCAAGAAGAGGCACAGGCGCCGGACCACCAGGAAGAAGCGCCACUGGAAGCCUUAUUUCAAACUUUCCUGGGAGGAAAAGAAAGCCCUGGAUGAGAGAGAGACGGAAAGGGCUUCCCGGUUGAGAGAGGAGAUGUUCGCCAAAGGGCUCCCAGUGGCCCCCUACAACACCACCCAGUUCCUGAUGGAUGAGCACGACCGAGAGGAGCCCGACCUCAACACGGAGACCGGGGUCAGGCGGCCCUCGGGGGUCGGUGUUCGCAUGGAGGACACGGGCAGCGAGGAGGAACUUUUAGAUAACGAGGAGGAGGAAGGUGAGGAUGAUGGUAGCGGCGGAGGCAGCGAUGGCAUCGGGAGGCCCGGUAACGCAGGUGGGGAGUUUCUCCAGAGAGACUUUUCCGAGACCUACGAGAUGUACCACGUCGAGAGCCUGCAGAAUAUGACCAAGCAGGAGCUGGUGCAGGAGUACCUGGAGCUGGAGAAGUGCAUGUCCCGGCUGGAGGAGGAGAACAACCGGCUGAGACGCGCCGUGGAGCCCGGUGGUCCGACCGUGGAGAGCUCCCUGGUCCGGCUCAGAGAGCUGGAGAGGGAACUGGAGAGACUGAGGGCCCAGAACACGGAGCUCCUUCUGCAAAACCACCCCAGCAAGGACAGGGGGCAGGUCGCUACCAACUAAGGACACAUGUCAAGUAGGGGGAAAAAACCCUUAAAAAAUACGGGACUACUGCAUUUAAAAAAAAAUGUCAUCCGUUUUCUGUAAUCUGUUUGUCAUCUGGACUACGAAGUCCUUGCAUUGCAAUGCAAUACUUGACGUUUCUUUUCUAUUUGGACUGUAAAGGGUGUCCUGUUCAUUUUUUUUCUUUUCAUUUUUCAAGAGGAAAUGUAAAUAUUUCAAAAAAUGAGAUUUUGUUUUUGUAAAGAGUUGUAUUGACAACAUGAGAGUAUCUAGUUUGGUUCCCUGGUCGAUUAUCUCCAUUGACAUAAAUCACAGGAUUUUUUGAAUAAAAUAAAAAAAUCAAACAUUGUAUGUUUCCCACUCAGAAAAAGACAUUGAAUAACAAAAUUGCAGCUAAUUGGACCACGAUUGCAAAAGAUUGUUUUGCAGGGGUAAAUUUUAACAGUUGUGUGUUUAACAUGAGUUCAAAUAA
This is a messenger RNA of Scomber japonicus (chub mackerel), 1921 nucleotides long. RefSeq names its product HEXIM P-TEFb complex subunit 1 (gene hexim1). Gene Ontology annotation, cellular component: cytoplasm; nucleus; nucleoplasm. Gene Ontology annotation, molecular function: cyclin-dependent protein serine/threonine kinase inhibitor activity; 7SK snRNA binding. Bases 340 to 1449 code for a protein of 369 amino acids. The transcript has a single exon. NCBI's taxonomy places the organism in Eukaryota, Metazoa, Chordata, Actinopteri, Scombriformes, Scombridae. Gene Ontology annotation, biological process: negative regulation of transcription by RNA polymerase II; negative regulation of cyclin-dependent protein serine/threonine kinase activity. The record is from RefSeq and is a predicted model, not a curated record.